AUGAGUAAUGGUACUAUGAGGUCGAGAAAUGCUGUUCGACUCACCCGGGAUAGCCGGACUCCAGCGGCCUCAGGACAACAAGAACAUACAACGCCAGGCCAAAUUCGAUUCUUCCUUCCCGACCGUCAGUGCUUCAUGCUCCUGCAAUUGCCAGCAGAGCUUCUCCUACAGAUUUCGGCCCUGCUCAGCCAUGAUACUCAGAAGAAUCUUCGUCUCGUCUGCAAACCGCUUCAUGACGUCACUACCGAGUUUGUUUUUGCCACUUUUCGCAUAAAUUUCUCCAACGAUGCCAAGAUGUUGGAUUGGAAUAUGCUAAAUGAACUAGCAAUGCGGAGUACAGAUAUGUGGAGAUACGUCAAGGUGCUGCGCCUGACCCAUCCUUCGCCUCUAGUAUUUCCCUUCGCAGACCAUAAUGCGUGGCGGAAUUCGACGAAGGAUAUCAUAAGAGGAUUGUCCAAGGCGAUUGUGUCACUCGAAAACGUUACAACUGUCUAUUGGACCAGUGUGAAAGAUAUCGACAAUACCAUCGUUGAGGCUUUGAUAUUAAGCAUCUCUCGACUACCUUCUCUACAAAAGUUCACCAUAUACAUGACGAGCAGGAUGCUCACUCCUGUCCCUCGCUUUCAACUGAAGAAUCUCACCUUCAUGGAUAUUUCAUUAUGUCGACCGCCAUGGGAUGACUUCAUCCGAGAUAGCCUGCCCAGUAUCUUGGAGAAUAGCCCAAAUUUAUCUUUCCUUUCUCUGGCAGACGGAACGAAUGGUCCCAUGGGUUCUCUAGGCAGCUUAUUUCAAAACCUCCAUCGCCCGUUGAGAUUGGAAUCUCUGGUCAUCCACAAUUUAUCUGUCCCGCCGCUUAGCAUCCUCCAUCCUCAUUUCCAGUCGCUUACAUCCCUCGUUCUGUCAAGUACCGGAAACCUUCCCCCCGGAUUCUGGUUUGGCAUACAAGCAAACAACGUUCAUCUCCGUUCCCUCAAUAUCGACGAUGUUGAUGCGGCGCUUUUGGAUUAUCUGCUUUCCUACACCGACGUGGAAGCAAUCAGAUUGAAGGUGCCUGGAGACAAUGCAGUGUACGACGAGCUUGGAAUCAAGUUCUAUUCUCAAGUUCUACCUCAUCAUUCUGCGACUUUAGAUUCCCUCAGCAUUCUGCCAACCUUUGAAGGGACGUGGUCGCUUCAGGACUCAACCAUGUUACCCGUCUUGCAGUGUCGUCGUUUGGUCUCUCUCUCCAUGUCUGUGCGCCUCUCGGAUAUUAGCGAUCUCACUGAACCUAGCAUAGUGUCGGAUCUCUUACACUCCAUCAAAUCGUUACAUAAUCUCUCCUCUCUUUAUUUGGCUCCGUCUUUCUCCCUGCAUGCCCCACUGUCAUUUCCCGAGAAGCGCUGGAAAGCCAGUAUUAUGCUUGGGCAGGUGAUUGAGGCUGUCAACACUAUACCUAACCAGGAUCCUUAUCUCGCCCUUGAAAUAUUCGUUCAACCAUUCGGCGGCUCGUACAGAGCAUAUUGGGACACCGAGAGUGGCUUCUCGUCUUUUUUGUGCUCACACUCGUGCCCUCAGUAGCUCUUCAUCCUCAUACUUUAAAUUUAUCUUGUAAAUAAGGAGCGUGUAUGUAAAACGGAAAGAUAACAGUGUAAAU
Guyanagaster necrorhizus is the source of this 1633-nucleotide messenger RNA. RefSeq lists its product as uncharacterized. The transcript is spliced from 5 exons. Bases 1 to 1557 code for a protein of 518 amino acids. Gene Ontology annotation, molecular function: protein binding. The record is from RefSeq and is a predicted model, not a curated record. NCBI's taxonomy places the organism in Eukaryota, Fungi, Basidiomycota, Agaricomycetes, Agaricales, Physalacriaceae.